Molecule: messenger RNA, 768 nt
Organism: Ambispora gerdemannii
Lineage: Eukaryota; Fungi; Glomeromycota; Glomeromycetes; Archaeosporales; Ambisporaceae
Source: the annotation of a GenBank genome assembly
AUGGAAAUGGAAUUAACAAGAGAAAAAGUCGUGGAAAUGGAAUUAAUAGGAGAAAAUAGCAGUAUUAAUAAUGAUAACAGUAAUCCAGUAAAGACAGCACAUGAAUUAAUGGCACAAAAAGACGCGAUAGAAGCCGAAGUUGCUGAACUCGAACAAGUGCUGAGGGGUCAAGGUGUUGGAAUGACCGAACCUUUAGUAGAUCGAUCUGGAUUUCCGCGCGCAGAUGUGAAUUUGGUCGCGAUUAGAACAGCACGCGCGAGAAUUAUCGGUGAAUAUGCAUUGCGAAAUGAUCAUAAAUGCAUAAUGUCACAAAUCGAACAAGCAUUACACGCGAUACACGCGGAAGCUCAACGCGUAAACUCCCAAAGACUUUUAGAUAAUAAACAACUUUCGCAAACCACAACACCAUUUGCAAUAGUGAAUGCUAUAGCACCAGAUUCACCUGCAAAAGAAGCGGGACUACAAAAAGGCGACAAAAUUCUAAAAUUUGGCACAAUACACACGGGCAAUCACGAAAAACUUCAAGCACUGAAUGCUUUGGUUGGACAAAGUGAAGGCAAAAUUAUUGAGGUUACAAUUGAACGAGACGCCUCGUCGUCUACAGAACAACUGCCGCCGCCAACACGUAUGGUGUUACAGUUCACUCCGAGACGUGGUUGGGGUGGUCGUGGAUUAUUAGGGCAGCCAACAUCUUUAAUACCUUGUGAUCAAGAACUUUCUGUAAAACAGGCACAAUAUGAAUGUGAUUAUAGCGGGGUUUUAUUAUAA